This is a messenger RNA of Indicator indicator, 828 nucleotides long. It is a transcript of the gene OVOL2, whose product is annotated as ovo like zinc finger 2. Lineage: Eukaryota; Metazoa; Chordata; Aves; Piciformes; Indicatoridae. Gene Ontology annotation, cellular component: nucleus. Gene Ontology annotation, biological process: epidermal cell differentiation; regulation of transcription by RNA polymerase II. Gene Ontology annotation, molecular function: RNA polymerase II cis-regulatory region sequence-specific DNA binding; DNA-binding transcription factor activity, RNA polymerase II-specific. The record is from RefSeq and is a predicted model, not a curated record. The transcript is spliced from 4 exons. Bases 1 to 828 code for a protein of 275 amino acids.
AUGCCCAGAGCCUUCCUGGUGAAACGGCGGAGCCCGCAGCCGGCGGUGCGCAGCUGGGAUGGGCUGCCCGACGAGGAGAGAGCCGACACCUACAUCCCAGGUACGGCAGCGCCCACCGGCUCCCUUCCCCCGGGCACCGGGAGGAAGGAAGGAGAGACCUCACCAGACCCCGCGGGCUGCGGAGGGAACAGCGGGAGCAGCGGGACCCGCGACGCUGAGCCCAGCGACCCCCCGACGCCCCAGCCUGGCCCUGGCGACUUGGGCACGGCUGAGGGAAUGCUGCUGGACCUGGCCGUCAAGCGCCCCGUUGUCAGGUCAAAAAUCAAGUUCACCACUGGCACCUGUAACGAUGCCACAGUGCAUAGCUGUGAGCUGUGUGGCAAAGGCUUUCGCCUGCAGCGGAUGCUCAACCGUCACAUCAAGUGUCACAGCCAGGUGAAGAGACACUUGUGCACAUUCUGUGGAAAGGGCUUCAACGACACCUUUGAUCUGAAAAGACAUGUCCGGACUCACACCGGAAUUCGUCCCUACAAGUGCGAGGUCUGCAACAAAGCCUUCACCCAGCGCUGUUCCCUGGAGUCCCACCUUAAGAAGAUCCACGGCGUGCAGCAGCAGUAUGCCUACAAACAGAGGCGAGACAAACUGUAUGUGUGCGAAGACUGCGGCUACACAGGCCCCACGCAGGAGGACCUCUACCUGCAUGUCAGCAACGUUCACCCUGGAAGUGCUUUCCUCAAGAAGACUUCCAAAAAACUGGCAGCUGUUUUGCAGAACAAACUGAGCCCUGUCCUGCAGAGGAACUCCAAAGAUGAUGACAAAGAUGAGUGA